AUGGCAGUCAAUUACCGACACGGCCUGUCUAUUCUUGAACUUAUCUUCUAUUUCCCUGUCAUCUUCGUGAGCUUGUGGAUGGCAUUCCGCCAUGGCUUCACCCGUAGCGCUGGCUGGAUCUUCUUCACCGUCUUCGCCCUUCUCAAAGUCAUCGGAGCAUGCUGCUACCUCGACACAAUCCAAAAGCCCGACAGCAAAAACCUCUACACUACCUGGGCCGUGUGCACCUCGAUCGGCCUGGGCCCUCUGAUCCAAGCAUGCAUCAGCCUGCUCUCCAGAGCGAACAACUCCAUUGGGCGAGUCAAAGGGCAGGGCAUCACUCCUUUCUUUUUCAGGAUCCCUGGCGCCGCCACUAUUGUCGGCAUUAUCUUCAGCAUUAUUGGCGCCACCAAGGCUAAGAACCUCAUUGCGAACAUGGCGACCUCGGAUACCAAGAUUGGACUCAUCCUUUUCCUCGCCGCCUGGGGAGGCCUCGGCCUUCUGCAACUCCUCCUCAUGUCAAAAAUAGGCAGCAUGGAGAUGGGCGAGCGCCGUCUCCUUGUCGCUGUGGGACUGUCUCUCCCGCUCAUUCUGGUCCGGCUGGUGUAUUCCUUUGUGUGGAUCUUCGGGCAGAACUCCGAUUUUAGCAUGUUUACGGGCAAUGUGACGAUUUACCUUGUCAUGGUGGUGUUGGAGCAGAUUGCCGUCGUGGCGAUUUGUCUGGGGGUGGGUGUGACGUUGAAGCAGAGAAACUAG
Messenger RNA from Aspergillus terreus NIH2624, 735 nucleotides. RefSeq lists its product as uncharacterized. Bases 1 to 735 code for a protein of 244 amino acids. NCBI's taxonomy places the organism in Eukaryota, Fungi, Ascomycota, Eurotiomycetes, Eurotiales, Aspergillaceae. The transcript has 2 exons. The record is from RefSeq and is a predicted model, not a curated record.